Messenger RNA from Acaulospora morrowiae, 1969 nucleotides. NCBI's taxonomy places the organism in Eukaryota, Fungi, Glomeromycota, Glomeromycetes, Diversisporales, Acaulosporaceae. The record is from the annotation of a GenBank genome assembly.
AUGUCUUUCAACGACGUCUUGGAAAUCGAAAGCAGAGAUAUUAAUUUGCGCAAAUACGAUUCUAGCCAAAACUCAAAAGAUGAUGUUGGUCCAUCGUCAACCGCAUUAAGAGAGAAUAUUAGUGAUCUGGAAAAAAGAGUCGUGGAGAUUCAAGAAAUUUUAAAGAGGACGGAUAUUUCCGGCGAUCUCAAAUCCUUGUCAGACGCUCUAAGAAAAAACACAGAGAACAUCGGUGCGUUGGAAAAGAGAGUCGGAAAGAUUGAAGUCUUGGCACAAAAAGUCACCGAGAUCGAUGAAGUUUUGAAGAAGAAUAAUACUUCCGGCGAUCUCAAUUCCUUGUCAGACGCCCUAAGAAAAAACACAGAGAGUAUCGAUGUUUUGGAAAAGAGAGUCGGAAAGAUUGAAGUCUUGUCGCAAAAAGUCACCGAAAUCGAUGAGGUUUUAAAGAAGAUUGAUAACUCUGACGAUCCCAAUUCCUUCGCCAAUUCGAGCAACAAUUCUGAUUCUUUGUCAGACGCCCUAAGAAAAAACACAGAAAGUGUCGGUGCUUUGGAAAAGAGAGUCGGAAAGAUUGAAGUCUUGUCACAAAAAGUCACCGAGAUCGAUGAAGCUUUGAAGAAGAAUACUUCUGGCGAUCUCAAUUCCUUGUCAGACGCCCUAAGAAAAAACACAGAAAGUGUCGGUGUUUUGGAAAAGAGAGUCGGAAAGAUUGAAGUCUUGUCACAAAAAGUCACCGAGAUCGAUGAAGUUUUGAAGAAGAAUACUUCCGGCGAUCUCAAUUCCUUGUCAGACGCCCUAAGAAAAAACACAGAAAGUGUCGGUGUUUUGGAAAAGAGAGUCGGACAGAUUGAAGUCUUGUCACAAAAAGUCACCGAAAUUGAUGAGGUUUUAAAGAAGAUCGAUGCCUCCGGCAAUCGCAGCACCGCCGAUUCAGGCAUCAACCCUUUAAUAAAGAAGACACCCAUUGAUUCCAACCGCGAUGAUUCUUCAGUCUGUCAACGAUGUCAUUCUACUAAACUUGAUGGCGAAUGGUGCUCCUCCUGUGAUCCUCAAUAUUUUAUUGAUAAUUUUUCUAGCUGGACUAGUGGUAACUCCGACGUUAACCGUUUUAUUCAAAACACCCAACGUAAUGCCUCCAACAAAUUUAAUUUCUUGGAGUGGAUUCCCUAUAAAAGUCUUAAAGACAUCAAGCUCAUAGGUAGCGGUGGUUUUGGAACGAUUUAUUCCGCAAAGUGGAUUGACGGGCCAAGAUCGAAGUGGUUGGCAGAGACCAAAGAAUGGGGAAGAUAUGCAAAUGUCUUGGUGGCCUUAAAAAGUAUUACACUUAAAGAUUAUGCUACACUUUUUGAUGAGUUGCAAUGUUAUCUGACCUCAAAUAAGAAUGUUCUGGGCCGUAUUAACACGCUUCGUAUCUAUGGAAUGACGCAAAACCCCGAUGAACCUGAAAAUUACAUGAUGGUCAUGCUACUAGCCGAUGAUGGUGACUUGAAUAAGUAUAUAACCAAAAAAUUUUCCGAGUUAACCUACUUUAAAAAGCUCGAAAUACUCUUUGAUAUAAUCACCGGAUUAUUGCAAAUUCAUGAAACUGGCCUUGUGCAUCGGGAUUUGCAUCGCGGAAAUGUCUUGUGUCAACGGUUUGUAAAACUAGAUGAAGGAAGGGAUGAGUAUAGAUUUGUGAUCGGAGAUUUAGGACCGAAGGAGAUACCAGAUAUUCCGAGAUCUUACGAUAUUCUAAUGAAAAAAUGUUGGGAACCCAAACCUGACAAUAGACCAAGUGCUCGUGAAAUUUAUGUAACGAUUGGAAUAUGGUUGCAGAAGUUAAAUUUUGCACAACACACAGGAAUCUCUCAAGAGUUUCUAGCAGCAGAUAAAAAACGAUUGGUUGAGUUAUCAUUACACUCGGGUGAAAGUUACCGCAGCAAGAUUUACCACACAGUAAAGCCUAAGGGAUUUUCUCCAAUCGCAAAUG